CCCAGCUCCAGAAACUACCUCUGGGCCCCAUUGGCCCCCUGUUGUGUGCUUUCUGGAAGUGGAGGUCUACAGGAGUGAAAGCCAGGAGCAGGCCUGGGGAGCUCUCCCGAAAGACAGGAGCAGAUUCCCGAUGCUUUAGCCCACCUGUGACCCCUGGUGGGGGUGGCUGAGCGUGCUGGCUGGAGGCCUCUCGCCCUGCCUCAGGCGACCCUGGAAGCCUGUAGGAUGGAGGGGGCAAGGAAGGAAAAUCUGGCCUCCGUGUCCAGUCUGGUGACUAUAUUUGAGAACAACAGGAUGCACGGAGCAGAGCCUGGAGCCCACACGCUGGAGGCCAAGCAUCACCGCCCUGCGUGCAGCCCUCCCCCACCUGCUGGACCAUGGGAGAAGCCCAGCGCAGAGGAGGCCCUGGGCUCUGGGCCCAGGACGGUCAGCAGGAGGUACCUGAGCUCCCUGAAGAACAAGCUGUCCAGUGAGGCCUGGAGAAAAUCCUACCUGCCCAAGACCUGCUCCGGGCCAGGGACACAGGAGCCUGAGGAGAAGAGAAUCAUCCAGGAGCUGCUGGAGACGGAGCAGGCCUACGUGGCACGACUCCACCUGCUAGACCAGGUGUUCUUCCAGGAGCUGCUGGAGGAGGCCCGCAACAGCAAGGCCUUCCCCGAGGACGUGGUCAGGCUCAUCUUCUCCAACAUCUCCUCCAUCUACCAGUUCCAUGCACAGUUCUUCCUCCCAGAGCUGCAGCGGCGGCUGGAUGACUGGACAGCCACCCCCCGAAUCGGUGACGUGAUCCAGAAACUGGCCCCCUUCCUGAAGAUGUACAGUGAGUAUGUCAAGAACUUUGAGCGAGCCGCUGAGCUGCUGGCCAUCUGGACUGACAAGUCUCCUCCCUUCCAAGAGGUUCUCACUCGAAUUCAGAGCAGCAAGGCCUCAGGCAGCCUGACCCUGCAGCACCACAUGCUGGAACCUGUGCAGAGAAUCCCACGCUAUGAGCUGCUGCUCAAGGAAUAUGUCCAGAAGCUGCCAGACCAGUCCCCGGACCGGGCUGAUGCCCAGAAAGCCCUUGACAUGAUCUUCUCAGCUGCGCAACACUCCAAUGCAGCCAUCACGGAGAUGGAACGCCUGCAGGACCUGUGGGAAGUAUACCAGCGACUGGGCCUUGAAGAUGACAUAGUGGACCCCUCCAACACCCUGCUCCGCGAGGGCCCCGUCCUCAAGAUCUCCUUCCGCCGAAGAGACCCCGUGGAGCGAUACCUUUUCUUGUUCAACAACAUGCUGCUCUACUGCGUGCCCAGGGUCAUCCAGGUGGGUGCCCAGUUCCAGGUGAGGACUCGCAUCGACGUGGCCGGGAUGAAGGUGCGGGAGCUGACUGACGCGGAGUUCCCACACUCCUUCCUGGUGUCCGGGAAGCAGCGCACCUUGGAGCUUCAAGCCCGGUCCCAGGAGGAAAUGAUUUCCUGGAUGCAGGCCUGCCAAGCAGCCAUCGACCAAAUUGAGAAGCGGAAUGAAACCUUCAAGGCUGCGGUCCAGGGCCCUGAGGGAGAUGUCCAGGGGCAGGAGCCGCAGUCUGAGGAGCUGGGCCUGCGGGCGCCACAGUGGGUCCGGGACAAGAUGGUGACCAUGUGCAUGCGGUGCCAGGAGCCCUUCAAUGCCCUGACGCGCCGUCGCCACCACUGCCGGGCCUGCGGCUAUGUGGUGUGUGCCAGGUGCUCCGACUACCGGGCUGAGCUCAAAUAUGAUGACAACAGGCCCAACCGAGUCUGCUUGGACUGCUACACAUUCCUCACCGGAAACGUGCUCCCCGAGGACAAAGAUGACAGGAGGCGGGGCAUCCUGGAGAAAGGGUCCGCGUCGGGGUCUGAGCAGAACCUCAUGUGCAGCUUCCUGCAGCUCACUGGGGACAAGUGGGGCAAGAGCAGCACCCGGAGCUGGUGUGUGAUCCCCCGGGACGACCCCCUCGUGCUCUAUGUCUAUGCUGCCCCUCAGGACAUGCGGGCGCACACCUCCAUCCCCCUGCUGGGCUACCAGGUGACCACCGGACCCCAGGGGGACCCCCGGGUCUUCCAGCUGCAACAGUCAGGCCAACUCUACACGUUCAAAGCCGAAACCGAGGAGCUGAAGGGCCGCUGGGUGAAAGCCAUGGAGCGGGCAGCCAGUGGCUGGAGUCCUGGGGAACCUGGUGACGGGGACCUGUCUGACUGA
Pteronotus mesoamericanus is the source of this 2196-nucleotide messenger RNA. It is a transcript of the gene FGD2, whose product is annotated as FYVE, RhoGEF and PH domain containing 2. The transcript has 17 exons. Gene Ontology annotation, biological process: filopodium assembly; cytoskeleton organization. Gene Ontology annotation, cellular component: cytoplasm. NCBI's taxonomy places the organism in Eukaryota, Metazoa, Chordata, Mammalia, Chiroptera, Mormoopidae. Gene Ontology annotation, molecular function: guanyl-nucleotide exchange factor activity; metal ion binding. The record is from RefSeq and is a predicted model, not a curated record. The coding region runs from base 226 to 2196 and encodes 656 amino acids.